Salmo salar (Atlantic salmon) is the source of this 4512-nucleotide messenger RNA. The record is from RefSeq and is a predicted model, not a curated record. NCBI's taxonomy places the organism in Eukaryota, Metazoa, Chordata, Actinopteri, Salmoniformes, Salmonidae.
AUGUUGCUACCGUGUUGGACAACUGACAAUUAUUUAAUGCAAUAUGUAACAUUGAGCUGAGGCAAUGCAAUUCAAUUGGAGUUUUCUCGCGCUCUUGUUGUGGAGCGACAUAGGCGGCUAGUGUGAUUUAUGACUUUGCACCACUUUGAAUGGUCAGAUUCAGAGAGAUUGUUUUGAAUGACAGAUACAAGACUAUGCUUGUCUUGGCAUGUACGCAUUUGUUUCAGUUUACUCUACUGGGCGAAAUUCCUGGAUAUUUUGGUCUGCCUUUCCUAGACUAGGCUACUUCAUAGUGCUGAGUAUUGCGUCAGCAUUUGUAGCAAACUCUCAUUUAACUGCUAGUCAGAAGCAAUGUUCCCUCUAAUUGUUUUCGCCACUGAGCAAAUGUCAUUUAUGCUGAGCGCAAACUUGAACGUUGUGAGAACUCUGCAACUCCCAGCGCGCGUUUACUGUGAACACUGAGUCUGUACCCGCUUUAAGUUAGUUUUAAGUGGCCAAGUAGGCUACUUCAUCAUAAUGUGGGUCUACCAUCAAAAACGAUGGAGAAAAUGCAUCCCAUAACAUUAACAUGGAAAUGGCUGUUCUAUCACACAGCCUACCGUAGCAGCCAAUGUGUGGUGUUAAAUGUAGGCCUACAUUCCAUGAGACUUGGGAGAAAAAACAUGCAGGGCUUGACAUGAACCUGUUUAUCCACUUGUCUUUCAGACAGAGGUGGCUGAAAAUGUUGUUUGAUGCAAGUAACCACUUUACUAAAUAAAAUGCAUUUAUUCCCAUACCAUUUAUUAGAGAAUCAGACAUGCCAUCCUGCCUAUUGGCUACAUAGUUUAUUCAAGCCCGUCUCAAAAUACAACACUGCCCCUUUUAAGACAAAAACUGCACAGUUUGCAGCUGUUCCUUUGAUCUCAGAACAAGCCCAUUUGCUCAUGUUGUUAACACAGUUCAGUUCAAAGUGAAUGGCACAGAUCCAUAUUUGGCAAUGGUCUAUUUGCAUAUAGUCCUACUGCAGCUCUGAUUGGUUAUGCCGCACCGGGCUGAGUCAUGUGUAAAUGCAAUAGAAUCCUACACCGACGCGUUUUGUUUCGGGAUGUUGCAUUGAAGGUGGCUAAUAUCGAGUUGAUUCGAUCACAAUUGCCACAGCAAAGCGAAGUGUUAACAGGGAAAGCUGUAGAACAGCGGUCACCAACCUUUUGAAUCGAUCACUUUUAGUCAAAAUGCAAGCAGAGAUCUACCGUUCAGAUUUUGUUUGUGACUUAAAUGUAAGGCUAUACAACAUUAACCAAUUAAAAACAGUACUGUAGCAGUGAGGUUUGUGCAGUAAGCUAUAGGCCCAAUACAUGAUCACCACAUCGACUUUGCUUGAAUUUCCCUGCCAAUGCAUUAAUUGGGCCAUUAAUAAAACAUUUCAACAUUGAGGUAGUCUAUAUGAUCACACCGGUAAUAGAUCCGUUGUACUACUUGAGGCACAGCUGAGUGAGCACACAUUUAGCUUUUUAUUUUACUGGGCUGAUGUGCCUGCAUCAGCUGGUCAGUCUCAGCUGAGGGAGAGUGCAGCAGACUGAGUGUCCGCUUCUCAACAUCCCUCUGCUCUCCAUUUCCUCCACUGACACUGACCAAAAAGGGACACCGUCUUCCAGCUGAUUGCGAAACUCGAGUCGCACCGCAUUACUUCUGCCUCAUGCACAAAUUCAUGUUGUUACUCCUAUGAACAGAGAAAUAUUACUUGAUAUUAAAAAAGACCCAAGCCGCUAAUAAUAACAACAAUGCAAGCCUAUCGAUACUUUCCUCCUCAUUCAUUACUGCUGCGGUGCUUGUUUGUUCCCUGAGUGGAAAUAAGAACAGCCUGCAUUUUAUGGCUUAUAGAAGUGUUUAAUACAAAUUGUUGACAGUGCUGAGUAAGAACUGAAACAUGAACUCACUCAAAACAGCAGUUUGUUGACAGUCUCUCUCUAGUCAUGGUUUAACAUUUUGAAAUCUCACAGUAAUAACAUUGCUUUAGCUUUCUUCUAAUCCUGCUAUGUUACUGCAGACACUAAUCUGAGCCAUCUGAUUGGCCAGCGGUAGGCCUAUAGUGCACUUGAUUUUCUAUCCGGGAAAGCAGACUUUGUACCUUUUCAGACAUGAAAUGGUUCAAAAUGGCAACCGUUCGCCUACCUGGAGCUCAGGGCAGCUGAAUCGGGUGCAGCUAACCCUAACGGCCUGAGACACAAAAAUUAUAGGAACAUAAGUCUUCAUUUUUUUUUCUCACAAAUGUUUGUCGAUCGACUAGGAAUGCCUUGGAGAGUGACCAGGCAAUCGUGAUCGACUGGUUGGUGACCACCGCUUCUCUCCGUGGGCUGAUAUUUCUGCGCAUCAGUCCUGGAGGGACUGUGCGGUAGUCUCAGGGCUACAGCGUGCCCGCACACAGCUUAGAGGGAACAUUGGUCAGAAGUAAACUAAUCAGAAGUUCCACCAAUGCAUGCGAGACGACAUCAUUUGUCUUUUUGAGACAAGAGCUACCUGUGCGACUGUCUAACAUCAUGAAGGAGAUCAAUUUGCUACCUGACCGAUUGCUUACAACCCCAUCCGUGCAGAUGGUGCAGAGCUGGUAUGUCCAGAGCUUGAUGGAAAUCCUGGAGUUCUUGGACAAGACUCCUGACAACCACAGUGUCCUGGAUGAGUUUGUGGACACCCUGGUGAAUAUCAGGAACAGGCACAAUGACGUAGUGCCCACCAUGGCACAGGGCGUCAUUGAGUACAAGUCGGUGUUCGGCCAGGACCCAGUCACCAACCAGAACAUUCAGUACUUCCUGGACCGUUUCUACAUGAGCCGUAUAUCUAUCCGCAUGCUUAUCAACCAGCACACUCUUGUCUUUGAUGGAGCAACGAAUCCACUUCACCCCAACACAAUAGGGAGCAUCGACCCUCACUGUGAUGUCACAGAGGUGGUCAGAGAUGCUUACCAGAGCGCCAAGUUGGUGUGUGAUCAGUACUAUCUGAGCUCGCCAGACCUGAUGCUGCAAGAAAUGAAUGUCAACAACCGGAAACAACCUAUAAGCAUUGUCUAUGUGCCCUCCCAUCUCUACCACAUGUUGUUUGAGCUUUUCAAGAAUGCUAUGAGGGCCACAAUUGAGAACCAUGAAUCCAGCCACAGGCUACCACCCAUUCAAGUCAUGGUGGCCAUUGGAGGAGAGGACCUGUCAAUUAAGGUGAGUGACAGGGGUGGUGGAGUCCCUUUCAGGAAGAUUGAGAAUCUUUUCAGCUACAUGUACUCUACGGCCCCCACGCCAGAGAAGGGUGAGCACUCGCAGACACCAUUGGCUGGCUUUGGCUACGGCCUGCCCAUCUCCCGACUCUACGCUCAGUACUUCCAGGGAAACCUGCAGCUCUACUCUAUGGAGGGUUAUGGCACUGACGCUGUCAUCCACAUGAAGGCCUUGUCCACAGACUCUGUGGAGAGGCUCCCAGUGUACAACAAGACAGCUCUGCGGAAUUACAAGGUUAGCCAGGAGGCAGACGACUGGUGUGUGCCCAGCAGAGAACCCCUGGACCUGACCAUUUACAGGGUAGCCAAAUGAGGAUAAUGUCGACGCCACCCUGGUUAAGAUUGAGGCUCUGUAUGCCAACCCCCCCCCCGCAGCCAAGGCAGACAGCCACCUAACCCCCCCACACAUGACUGGAUGUUGUUUUCCAUCCUGGUUUUGGCAUGUUUUCUUGUCCUCGCAAUGAUGCCCUUCGUGGUUUUCUUUUAGCUUAGAUUGGGGAUUUAUGGAAGUAUGGGGGGAAAACAUUGCGUAAUGGCACUUAAAAAAAAAAGUCUAAUUUUUGUUCACCUCCAUGAGGGUUCUUAUGGGAGUGCCAGAUGGUGGUGAUAAACAAAAUAGUCACACACAAAUUAUUCUCCCAAACAUUUAAUGGGUAUACAAACACUGUUGCUUUACCCAUGAAAUGUUUGGGAGCAUAAGAAUGUGUGGCUUUCUUUUUCUAGUUUACUAUCCGUUAGUCAGCACUUUUAUAAAAACAUUUCUGGGUGUGUGUCAGCUUAUGCCUUUUACUAUCGCUCGAUGUUGAUGAAAUACACAUGGGAGGGUGUGCAGGGUAGUGAGGUCCCAAUGUCAUACUUCAUUUUGGGGGGGAGAGAUGUGGCAGGGUGGGUCUGAAGACCCAGAUACUGUGCCCAGUAUGUUAUUGAGAUGGUGUAGCGUGACCGAGGUGAGAAUAUGUAUGUAACAGCAGGGUAGCGUUCAGUACCUUAUGGAACGUUCAGGUAAAAACGUUGUGUAGAACAGCCAAGCCUUUCUAUCAUUUUUUAUUUAUUUCACCUUUAUUUAACCAGGUAGGCAAGUUGAGAACAAGUUCUCAUUUACAAUUGCGACCUGGCCAAGAUAAAGCAAAGCAGUUCAACAUACACAACAGAGUUACACAUGGAGUAAAACAAAUAUACAGUCAAUAAUACAGUAGAAAAAUAAGUCUAUGUACAAUGUGAGCAAAUGACGUGAGAUAAGGGAGGUAAAGGCAAAAGUCCACGGUGGCAAA